Molecule: messenger RNA, 1536 nt
Organism: Kwoniella mangroviensis CBS 8507
Lineage: Eukaryota; Fungi; Basidiomycota; Tremellomycetes; Tremellales; Cryptococcaceae
Exons: 4
Coding region: 1-1536 (511 amino acids)
Biological process (GO): carbohydrate transport; transmembrane transport
Cellular component (GO): membrane
Molecular function (GO): carbohydrate:proton symporter activity
Source: RefSeq, a predicted model, not a curated record
AUGAAACUGUGGGAUUUCCUAAUUAUUUUCAUUGGCACCCUGCCCUUCUACGUGUACGGGAUCGACUAUGGCUACCUCGGCGGGGUCCUGGCCGUUCCCGAAUUCGUGCAGAAAUAUGGCACUUACGACGCUGCAGAGGAUGCAUACGUGCUCAAGUCGGAUAAGCUAUCACUUUUAUCCUCGUCCGCGUACAUUGGUGGUCUCAUCGCAUGCUUCGUGAUCCCAUGGCUGGCAACAAAAAUCGGUGCGAAAUGGGGCUUGGUCAUCACUUGUACGACUUUUGCGGUCGGCGGUGCUUUGCAGCUUGGAGCUGUCAAUUUGGCCAUGUUUUUGGUAGGACGCAUUUUAACGGGAGUGCACAUCAGUUCUGCCCUCAUCCUUGGCCAGUCGUAUAUCAACGAAGUCGCGCCCGCUCACCUGCGAGGAUUCGGUAUUUGCCUUUGCUUGCAACUGCUCACUUUCGGUAACUUCUCCGCAUCUGUCAUAACCCUUGGUGCGACCUCUGCCGGUGGGAAGCUCGCUUAUCAGAUCCCGAUCUCCCUGUGCAUCAUGGUCGGAGGGCUCGUCGCUAUCGCUCUGAUCCUGAUGCCGAAGACACCCCUCCAACACGCAUUGAAGGGGGACUGGGCCAACGCACUGGCGGCAGUGGUCAAGAUAAGGCGUGCCCCUGCCGACUCACAGCUGGUCCAGGCCGAGAUGGAAAGGCUGCAUCACGCCACAAAAGACCAAGUCGGCAGUUCAAAGUGGUCGGAGCUGUUCCAGAAAGGGCAAUUACGAAGAACGUUAUACUCUUUCGGCACCUACUUCUUCAUGAACGGUUUCUCGGGCUGCAACUUUUACUUGACGUACGCCUCCGUGUUCAUGGCCCAAGCCGGCAUCACGAAUCCGUGGGGUAUCACGGUCCUCAUCGCCGGCACGAACUGCUUCCUGACGACACCAGCCCUCGCUCUGGUCGAGCGAUUUGGACGAAGACGACUCUGCUUCAUCGGAACCAUCGGAUGUAUUCUCAUGAAUCUCGGAGCCGGUCUCAGCUACGUGAUCGGGAAGGACACCAAGAACUCGAACAUCGCCUUGGUGGUCUUUGUGACUUUAUACAUCGUUUUCUUCGCCGGCUUCAUGGCUCCCUCCGGCUGGGCCUUCUCCGCCGAGAUCCCCAGUGCCCGUCUCCGAGCGAAGACCAUCGCAGUUACCAACAUCGGCAAUAACAUCGUCACCUGGGCGGUGGGGUACGGAAGCCCUUACCUUUUCCAGGAUCCAGUCAACCUAAGGGCCAAGUUCUGCUUUUUCUGGCUUGUCGGUUGCUUGAUUUGCGGUAUCUUCUUUUACUUCUGCUUGUACGAGACCAAGGGCCUGACCCACACGGAGAUCGACGAGCUGAUGGCUUCCGGUAUCCCCGCUCGGCAAUCGGUAGGAUGGGCUCAGGACAAAGUCAGGUCGCGUGUUGGUACCACGCAUGAGGCAGACCUUUCGGUGGCGGACAGCGACAUGAAGCGCGGGGAUCUGAAUGACAUUUCCGUGCUAGAAGUUGAGAAGUAA